Molecule: messenger RNA, 2324 nt
Organism: Eufriesea mexicana
Lineage: Eukaryota; Metazoa; Arthropoda; Insecta; Hymenoptera; Apidae
Gene: Sobp
Product: Sine oculis-binding protein
Exons: 6
Coding region: 306-2324 (672 amino acids)
Biological process (GO): animal organ development
Cellular component (GO): nucleus
Source: RefSeq, a predicted model, not a curated record
GCUGAGCGGCCGUAGGUGUAACAUGUCAGUUGUUAUCAUCACCGCCUGUAGAGGAACGCGAACGUGACACACGUUGCAUUUAUGUAAAGAAGAAAUCUUUUAAUCUGUAAAUCUUCAUGAAACAUAUCAUCUUCACUAAAAGUACGUUGUAUAAUGUUGAAAAGUUUUAAACAUGUGGUUAUUAUUGAAUGAUAACUACGAAACAUACGGAUCGUGUAAAAAUAAAUGUCUGAAAAGUACGAAGAAAUUUUCUGUUAAGUUGGCUUAAAGAAACAUUACUUUCGAAUUUAUGUUCAUAUUUCGUGAUGGACGAUAGACCAGUUAAUUCGUUUGUAAAAAAAGUUGAAGAAAACGCACGGAAAGUAUUUUCGUCCGCGCACAAAUAUAAUGGAGUCAAUCGUUUGCCCAGAAAAAAUUGUACGCCGAUUAAAAUUAAAGAAGAAGAAACGGGUGAUGAAAUUCAGGAAUAUGCAGCUACAGCAAUGAGUGAAUUAUUGGGAUGGUAUGGGUAUGAGAAAGUGGAUAGUGGUUGUACAAAAAGUUUAAACUUGGAUCAUUUUACAACUAUACCUAAUACAAAAAGUAGUCAAGUAUUUCAAAUUGAUCAAGAUAUUGUUCCAAGUAAAUUAACAUUAAACUCUCCAUCAGUGAAUACAUCUAACUCAGUUUUUGAAGUUUCCAAUAUCCCUUUAUCUUAUUCUAAUAGUAAUUUAAUGUCUAUGAAUACACAAUUAAUAUCAUCCCCCUUAUCAUUGAAACCAGUGUCUUUUGAAUCUACAUCUAAAAUACCAUAUGAAAGUUAUUCAAAUCCUACUGAUUCAGAUAAUAUGUCUUGUUCAUGGUGUGGUAAAAUUAGUCAAACAUGUGAAUCAGGAAGAUCCAAUUCUCUUUCUUAUAAUAUGAUGAAUGCUUCGGGACACUUUUGUAGUGAAGCUUGUUUUGCAGCUGGUACAAGAGCAGUUUUUAACCGAGGAAAAACAUGUGAUUGGUGCAGACAUAUGCGAAAUCCAAUUAGUUAUGUUGAUCUUCAGGAUGGUGAAAGUCAACUUCAAUUUUGUAGCAACAAAUGCUUGAAUCAAUACAAAAUUAAUAUUUUUUGCCAUGAAACACAAACUCAUUUAAUGUUGCAAGGUUUAAAUAAUGUUUCAUUUCAUGAUACAGAGAAAGGUGGUUUAAUAACACCAGAACUUUGGUUUCGAAGUUGUCAAUCACCAAUAAAUAUUCCUACAGAGGAUACAUACCUAGUUGAUGCACAUUUAACUCGUAGUUUAUCACCACCUCUUCAUGACAAUAAGACAACAGACACUGAACAAAAUUUUGAUAAUCAAAAAUCAAUAGAUCUUAAUAAAAAAGUAUCCAAGAGAAAAGAUUCAAUGUGCAUGAGAAAACACACAAAAUCUAAUUCAAAUGAACAAAAAAGAGACAUUUAUGCAGAGAUUAAUGAAAAUAAUAUUAAUGAACAUGAUAAAAAGCAAAUUUUAAUAAAUAAAAAGAAUAAAUGCUGCCAUUUCAUGAUUAAUCAAGCUCAUUGUAAAGUAAAUUAUGCAGAGAAAGAUGACUUGAAUUGUAGAGAUUUAAAAAAGGAAUGUAUGGCGGAUGUUAUAAACCAUAAUACACAUUAUGAAAACAGCAAUACAUUUUUAAAAAGGAACAUACACGUUAAAAAUAUAAAAAAUUUACAAGAAAAUAAACAUGGCAGUUUAUCAGAAAAUAUGUUACAAGCACCAUCUUACUUCAUAAAUUCAGCCACACCUAUAAUGCGUCACGAAAUUCCACUUUUAUCUAAGUCUUGUACAGAUGAAUCUAGUCAAACAAAAUAUCAAAAACAAACUAUGUCUUCAAGAACUUCAUUAUCUAAACGAUCAAAUCAAACAGAAUUGUUUCAUUCGCUGUCUACAACAAUUUUGCCUCCUGUUACAGUUCUCAUACCAUAUCCUUUACCUAUACCUAUACCAAUUCCUAUUCCUAUUCCAAUUCCUAUAUCAACAGCAAUUUUUAGUAAAUUAUUAACUGAUAAAGAAGAUUCUUUAAAUAUUAAAGAUUCAAAUUGUAAAAAUAUGGAAUGUAAAAACUCAAUAGGAAAUAAAUGUUCUGUGUCCGAUAACUCACAGAUUACAACAACAAAUGUAUCAACAACAGAAAGCCUACCACAAGUGACAUUGGAUAAAUUUUGUUUUUCAUCAUCACUUUCUAAACCUAAUAAUGAAACCAAUAAUGAUGAGCAUCAUUUACAACAGCAUACAAGGCUUUUAAGGAAAAGAAAACGCUCAAAUGAAAUCAUUAAUCAUGCACAUGAAAAAAUUCAAUUAAAAAAAAAGAAAUAA